AUGAGAGUGUGUGUGCGCUGGUCGUCCCACGCUUCGGCUUUUUGUUUUGUUUUCCUUUUUGAUUUUGUGGUUGAGUGCACCCAUUCCACUUUUCUUUGCUUUGCGGCAUGCUUUGAUCGCGGGCACUUCAAUCUUUUAUUGUUAUUCUCAUAUUCUUUUGGGAGAGUUUUAUUCUUUCUUAUUCUUGUGAAGGCACUAAGUUUUCCUUCGACAUACGCCAUGCGUCAGUUGUUCCACGUUAACCCGUGGCUUGCGGCGCUGCUGGUGAUGUUUGUGAUUCGACUCUCCAGCGGGUGCCUCGUUGUCACCCUGACACAUUCCUGCUCUUUUCUUGACGAUGUGGUGCGUACCGACGGCGCGUGGGCGACUCCGGUUGUGGUGAGGGACGUGCCUCUCACAGCGCAAGAUGCGUCGCGGGUGUGCAGCGUUGUUUGUAAGAAACAAUGGGCGCUUGCCCGCAUCAAGGCGUCAACAAAGAUUCCGGAUGACAGCAGGAGGCACUGCGGCCUCUCCUGGGCCCCAGCAAUGAAUUCGCACCUUGUCGCGGUGCUGGGGCUCUGGUUGCACAUAAGAACUCCGCAGCAGGGCGUUGCUGCGAGUACGACGGAGACCAAGACGACUUCACCCCUCGAGAGGGUUCCACGCCAUGCCCGGUGCGGGGAGGUGAGGCGGUCUGCCUGCAGACUGUCGGGAAAAUCUGUGCGACCGUUUCGCAGCGGUCACUCCGUUGAUAUCACCCGUGGCGGUGACGUCCACAAGAGCUCUGGCACCGAGGAGGAUGGCUACAUCACUGUUCGGCGGCUUAGCAUUGCAGGCCUCUCGUCCGUAAAAAGAUUGCUUUUGCUGUGCGAUGGGAACUGCCCCAACCUGACACCGUUCUUCUGCAGGAAAUAA
This is a messenger RNA of Trypanosoma cruzi, 894 nucleotides long. RefSeq lists its product as uncharacterized. The transcript has a single exon. Lineage: Eukaryota; Euglenozoa; Kinetoplastea; Trypanosomatida; Trypanosomatidae. The record is from RefSeq and is a predicted model, not a curated record. The coding region runs from base 1 to 894 and encodes 297 amino acids.